UUGAAAGAGGGAAACUAGAACUGCCAAAAAAAAAGUAUAAAAGGGUGCGAAUGAUUCAUUAAUCAUAAUUCAUAAUCCCUAAGUCGAAAAAACCCUCCAGAAUUUGGGGAUUACUCCAUUUAACCUGAUUUAGGGAUUACUUCAUACAUCUGUUGCUAUAGGGUUUCAAACCUCCAAUUUGGGGUUGUCGAGCUUACAUUUACUGGUUGUAAUUUGAGGGGUUUACAGAUGGAAAAGGAAUCGGUUUCCGAUGAAUUCGCCGACGCUCCGAUUCCAAAGAAGGAAGAUACUACUGCUGGUGGAAUUGCAGCGCAUGAAGGCGGUUUGAAUAGUGAUGGCUUCCCACAUGAGAGCUGUCCAGAUGACGACUGGGAAGCUAUGGCAGAUCGUGCUCCAGAGGAAUUACUUUCCCCACAAUCUUUGCCAUGUGUAUCGAAACUCUCCCUGGAAGACCAAGAAAGUCAAAGUCAAAGUCAAAGUCAAAGUCAAAGUCAAAGCAUCAAAAGACGAGGAAGGGGAACAUUCGCUUACAAGAAACAUGGUCUAUACAGUGACGACAGCCAGUCCCAUAAACCUCUCAUUGAUGAUGACAACUCUGAAGAAGAUAAUUCUAUAGAUCAAACUGAAGAAACGGUAAAAAGAAAAUUAAUAUACGGUACGCACCACGUUCUUGUUAUUGCGGACAUGCCACUGAGCACUAAUACACUUGCCCUAGAGAAGUUGCUGAAGAAAUUCAAAGAUACCUUUGUGAUUCGUUGGUUGAACGAUACAACUUCGCUUGCAGUGUUUAGAACUCCGUCUAUUGCUCUCGAGGCAAGUAACUCCAUCCAAUGGCCAUAUACAGUUCGUGUACUUACUGAGGACGACGAACUUUUGGACUCAAUUCCACCCAAGGAAUUGGAGCCACCUCGUCAAAGGCCUCAGACAUCAGCGAGAGCUGCUCAAAGAUUGAUUGCAAACUCGAUGGGAAUAAAAUUGCCUUCUUCGAGUUUUGGAGCAUCAGAACUGAGGAAACAAGAAGAAGCCAGGAAAAAUCGGAUUGUUUCGAGACAAAAUUUGAGGGAUGAUGCUUGGGGUGAUGAUGAUUCUGAUAAUCAAGAUAAAAAAAUAUCGAAGUAGAAAAACUUUGCAUGUAAUUUUUUUCUUCGUCUUUUUUUAAUAAUAAAACUACAUUGAUUGGCCUAUAAGCUAGUGAGAGGUGCGUUGUACAUUUUGUUAACAUUUACAGCAGAUUUUGAAAUGAAUUCUUAAACAUUUCAGUGUUGAAGGAGAUUUUUGUGUGAGAAAA
Messenger RNA from Erythranthe guttata (spotted monkey flower), 1288 nucleotides. The record is from RefSeq and is a predicted model, not a curated record. Lineage: Eukaryota; Viridiplantae; Streptophyta; Magnoliopsida; Lamiales; Phrymaceae.